Molecule: messenger RNA, 360 nt
Organism: Prorocentrum cordatum
Lineage: Eukaryota; Dinophyceae; Prorocentrales; Prorocentraceae
Source: the annotation of a GenBank genome assembly
GCCGUGCUGGCCGUUUGCCCGCUGGACUGGGACGCCGCGGGGAGGUGCCGCGACGUGAUCUUGACCAAGUCGACUGGCCCGAGCAUCUUCGCGGACAACGAAAUGGUGACCAAGAUGCUCGACAAGAAGAUGGGGCUCAAGUUCGUGAGGCGCAUGCGCACCCAGCUCGCGACGUACAUCAUCUCAAGUUUGGGGUCCCAUCAAUUUCCUUGCCGCAUGGGCCCGUCCAUGGAGAGCAAGCCCUAUGUCUCGGAGUCGUUGAGCCCUGUCUUGAAGGCCCUGGAAGAGGCCAGCAACCCUGCGCUCGAGGAUGACAACCAGCUGACGCCAGGCAACCUCCUGCAUGCCUUGAUGUCUGAG